Molecule: messenger RNA, 898 nt
Organism: Drosophila miranda
Lineage: Eukaryota; Metazoa; Arthropoda; Insecta; Diptera; Drosophilidae
Product: deoxyuridine 5'-triphosphate nucleotidohydrolase
Exons: 1
Coding region: 86-649 (187 amino acids)
Biological process (GO): dUMP biosynthetic process; dUTP catabolic process
Molecular function (GO): dUTP diphosphatase activity; magnesium ion binding
Source: RefSeq, a predicted model, not a curated record
AAUGGCUCCGCGGUCACACUGUAGACGCUUAUUCGCCGCCAAAAAUUUGCAACUCGAUAUAAUUAAACUGUAACUAUCACUGUAGAUGUCUUCACCCAUAAUCGACGACACUCCAGCUGCCAAGAAGAUGAAGAUCGACAAGUGUGUCCUGAGAUUCGCCAAACUGACGGAGCACGCCUUGGAGCCGGUCCGCGGCUCUGCAAAGGCAGCCGGCGUUGAUCUUCGCAGUGCUUACGAUGUGGUAGUUCCGGCCCGUGGUAAGGCCAUUGUUAAGACCGACCUGCAGGUUCAAGUUCCGGAGGGCUCCUAUGGUCGCGUCGCUCCUCGCUCUGGCCUGGCCGUGAAGAACUUCAUUGAUGUGGGCGCCGGCGUGGUGGACGAAGACUACCGCGGCAACCUGGGUGUCGUUCUCUUCAACCACUCUGAUACGGACUUCGAGGUGAAGGUUGGAGAUCGGAUUGCUCAGUUCAUUUGCGAGCGCAUCUUCUACCCAGAACUGGUAAUGGUCGACAAGCUGGAAGACACCGAACGUGGGGAGGACGGUUUCGGCUCAACAGGAGUCAAAGAUCUGCCAGCUGCCAAGAACGGCAACGGAGAGAAGGCACCGCCAGCCGAGCCAGAGGCCACUCCCACCCCCAUUGCCACAUAAUGUUAUCUUAAGCGAAAAAACAUUUUUCAUUAUCUUAUCGGUCCAUUACAUUGACCAUUCAUUCGAUUUCCAUAACUUCCCCUAAAAGUGUCAUUAAAUAUUAUGAAAAUAUGUUGAAAUAAGUUAAUUCCCAACAGUAACUCGUUUUUUAAGCAAAUUUUAAAAAAGUUGUUCAGAAACUUUUUUGUUUUUAAUAAUUAAACGUUCUUAAGCGGUGACAAGUCACGAAGUUAGUUAAGCAAGCAUAAA